This is a messenger RNA of Cynoglossus semilaevis (tongue sole), 7715 nucleotides long. It is a transcript of the gene dlgap4b, whose product is annotated as discs, large (Drosophila) homolog-associated protein 4b. Gene Ontology annotation, cellular component: postsynaptic specialization; glutamatergic synapse. Lineage: Eukaryota; Metazoa; Chordata; Actinopteri; Pleuronectiformes; Cynoglossidae. Gene Ontology annotation, molecular function: molecular adaptor activity. Gene Ontology annotation, biological process: signaling. The transcript is spliced from 14 exons. The coding region runs from base 747 to 4217 and encodes 1156 amino acids. The record is from RefSeq and is a predicted model, not a curated record.
AUUUUGGUCUUGUUAGCUGAAGCGUGAGGAGGGCUCAGAAAGUCAGACUUUAAUAUUCAGACGAGUUCUCUGUCAACGUCAGCCAGGCCUUUGUUGUUUGUUUGUCUUUCUGUCUACUUUUCUGUGGCUGCCAGUCGACAGACAAGUUCUAAACAAAGUCUUACAACCAAUAAACCAUUCUCCACCGUGAGCUCGAUUUCUUCACACGAUGUAAAAAUAAAUAUACUGUGAUGCAACACUGCAGUACAGGACUUCUUCCAACGGGGGCCAGAAAAUGGAUCAAAUGACAGUUUGGCUGAGGAUACUGGCGGGAAAAACAAGAUUUAAAAUAAAUAAAUAAAUAAAUAAGCUAAGGCUAAGGUGCAGAUACAGAAGAGCAAAGUCAAAGACAAAACAGGACGACACGAGACGUUACCGUGGCAGAGAGGGAAGAGCAGGUAUAUAUGCUGCGACAGGAGUUAAUGAGACACAGGUGGAGAGGGUGAGGCAAUCACUGUGGAGGGAGGAAAAGGAAUUCACCUGUUUACUGUUGGGAAUGUGAGCGCAGGAAGGCAGAGAGUGAACACCUGCAGAAGACAUGAGAGGAGUUUCACCUCCACAUCAGGUUCUGCAGUCCCAGUAAGAAAAAUCCCACCGUCUGUGAACCCGUCUUCUGACAAAUGAGUUGUCCAUGAGUCACAUUCGAGGUCAUCGGUUUACUUGAUUUGGCCUGAGGGUCUUCUAGACGGUUGAUUGUCCUCACCAACAUGAAAGGGUUGGGCACCAACCGUAACAGACAUCUGUCUGAAUCUUGUGAGCCGUCAUCACUUCACCCAGAACCCUACUACUCUCCCAACACCAGCACUUUGCCUCGCAGUCCUUACUUGCUGAGCCCCACGAUGGACCACUACAGUUCCAUGGACCCCCACCUCUAUCCCUUAGCCAACCCACAAUCCUUUCCACCAGACACCAUGUUGCCAUUCAACAACCAGAUGUCUAACAGCACCUCCUUCCCUGGGAUUCAUUACAACUCUUACGACCAGUCGGACUUCUCCCCACCUGGAGACAGUAUUGGUGGGAUAAGCACAGGAACCAUGGGGGCUCCAAUGUCCAUGGGCAUGGGAACUGGCAUGAGCGUGGCAGGGUUAGGUGGGCGACGACCUAUGAUUACAAGUGGCUCAGCGACCAUAUCCCAUCACAUGACCAAGAACCAGGCACCACCCAGCCUGCUGCAGUUUGACAAGCAGCUACCUACAGGGUGUGACGGGUUCAGUACGUUGCAGUUCCACCGAGCGUCUGCUGUCGCUUCCUCCAAGCAGAGCACCGACAGUCCCGGUCGCAUCCGCUACAUGUUGCACUCUGUGCAAAAGCUCUUUGCAAAGUCUCAGUCUCUGGAAAGCCAGACCAUGAAACGAAACAUGAACGGGCGCUCAACAGGCAGUGGUGGAGGUUCAUCUGGCACGGAGGAUGGGGGGAAACAGAAUCGCAGAUCCAAAAGUAAAGAUCGUGGUACAAAGUCAGAGGUCUCCAAGAGACGACCACGCUCCAACAUGUCAGGUUACUGGAGCUCGGAUGAUUUGGACAGCAGUGAUCUGAGCAGCUACCACAACGCCAUGAUGAGUCUAGGGCAUCAAGGUGGUCAGGAGAACCAGAGCAGAUACAUCCACAGCGGCUACAACACCAUCAGCUCCACAAAAAGCAGCAAUGACAUCAAGUAUCAGGCACUGUCUGUCCCUGUGGGUGGAGGAGGUGGUGGCCUAAGUGUAACUAGCGGAAUGGCAAUAAAUGACAGUGACUAUGUCAAAGGAGGAUCCUGGUCUACUCUGACUAUGGGCCAGCCGAGGCAGGUGAUUCAGAAAGGUUCCUCUACUCUGGAUAGAUCCAUGAUUAAGUCCAAAUCCUACCAGCAGGAACUAACCUGCAACUACCUACAGGUCGGAAGGAGGGGAGAUUGGAGUAGCACAUUAGGCAGCAGCGGGGGAGCCAAUGAGAUCCCAUGUCGGCGGAUGCGGAGUGGUAGCUAUGUGAAGGCCAUGGGGGAUCUGGAAGACAGCGAUGACUCAGAGGGAAGCCCAAAACCUUCUCCAAAAUCGGCUGCACGUCGUCAGAGCUACCUCAGGGCUACACAGCAGUCUCUGAGCGACCAGCUACCCCCACGCAACUGUCUUCCGUCUCUCAGAGAGCUCUCCAAUAACCACAGCCUUGACAACCUUGACUGCAUCGAGGGCACGAGUUUGUCUUUGCCACGCUGGGAAGAUGAUGACCUCAGCCAGGCCUGCAGCACCCUGGGUAGACGUAGCUGCAUGGCACAGCUACGGAACCUGGAACUGAGUCGUCAUUAUGAGGACCACAGCUCAGACUCCACGUUCAGAGAUUCUCAUUCCCAUUCUCAGGACAAUCCCGAGCCUCCGGACUUGCCCAUGCCGACAUGCUUCCGUUCUCGUAGCCACAGCUACCUGAGAGCCAUCCAGGCUGGCUGUUCCCAAGAUGACGAAACGGCAUCUAUAGACUCAGGCUGCUCACCACCUCCGACUGACACAACUGUCCGCACAUAUAGCACCAGCACUGAUGACCUUUCUGCCCAAUGGAAGAUAUGGAAAGAACAGUUUGGCUCUUACCUGAGAGCCACAGGCUUGGACAAAGCCCCAAAGGAGAAACAGCUUGCAAUUUUUCUGCAGCGUUUUGGGACAGACAGACCGAGCAUCCUACCCACACACACAGUCUCUACAUACAUCUCUACCUGUAAGAAGACUGCUCCUCCUCCAGUGCCACCUCGUUCAACACCCAAGCCCUACAUCUCAGUGACUGUCCAGAGUAGCACGGAAUCUGCCCAGGACACCUACCUGGAUCAGCAGGACCGAAGGUCGGAGGUCAACAGCCAGUCCAGUCACGCUCAGAGCAACUCCUCUGAUAGCCUUGAUAGCACCCGUGCCAAUAGCCUGGCCAGGGGUUUUCCACGCCCAUCACACAUCUUCCCCACUCCUUUCGCCACCACCAGAGAUCCCAUCGGUCCAUCUACUGUCAGUGCUUCCACAGAGACAAACGACUCGGUCGUCCAGCACGACUCCACGAAACCAGGAUCUAACAAAGGGAAUCUAGUGGUAGAGGAGCCUUUAGUGGCACCUGUGCCCAGACGGAAACUCUCGUCCAUUGGUAUACAGGUCGACUGUAUUCAGGAAGUACCACGAGAGGAGACGCCACCACUGACCAAAUUCCAAUCAAUUGGAGUACAGGUGGAGGAUAGGUGGCAGAACUCCAAUAGCAUGGCCUCCAAACAAGAUACAGACUCAGACACUCAGGACGCCCCCAUCAUCAUGCAUGUCAAUCAUACCAAAACCACUGAGAAAAAAAUCAUGGUCAGUAGUGCCAGCCAAUCCAUGAGCUCCCCUCCUGGACAGGACUCUAUAGACAAUGGGGACAAUGCAGGUGACCCCACUUCACCCCCACUACCCAGGCAGAUCCUCAACCGCUCCACCACACGCAGCAGCUCUUCCUCCUUCUCAGAAAGUCUGGACCCGGCGCUGGACCCCUCGUCUCUGCCACCUCCUGACCCCUGGCUGGAGAGCGGGAAUGUUGGUAACAGUGGUGUGCCACAAAGCGUAGGAGGCGGGACGCUGUGUCGAAGAGAUGGCCACUGGUUUCUCAAACUGCUGCAGGCUGAGACUGGACGUAUGGAAGGCUGGUGCCAGCAGAUGGAGCAGGAGACCAAAGACAACCAGCUCUCAGAGGAGGUCUUGGGGAAAGUUCGCAGUGCGGUAGGAAGUGCCCAGCUCCUGAUGUCCCAGAAGUUUCAGCAGUUUCGAGGACUGUGUGAGCAAAACAUGAAUGUGAACACCAACCCACGGCCCACGGCCCAAGACCUGGCUGGUUUCUGGGAUCUGUUGCAGCUCUCCAUCGAGGACAUCAGCCUCAAGUUCGAUGAGCUCUACCACCUUAAAUCCAACGACUGGCAGCACGUGCCAUUCACAGCUGCCCAGUCACCCCCUGAGCGGAAGGAAGAGGAAAAGACGGCUCCUUCACCAUCAAAGAAACCUGGUAAAGGACGGCCAUCGCUGGGCCGUGAGAAGAGCGCCGACUCUUCGUCCACCUCCUCAUCGGCCUCAGCGGAGAAGCAAAGACAGGAGGCUCGAAAACGUCUGCUGGCUGCCAAGAAAGCUGCCUCAUUCAGGCAGAACUCAGCCACAGAGAGCGCUGACAGCAUUGAGAUCUACGUCCCCGAGGCCCAGACUCGCCUUUGAGAGAGUACGACGCAAAAACGGAGGGAUUUAAGUCAGAUAAGUGUCAUUGACAUAUGCCACGAAGAUUGAGAAGAACUUUGGCUAUUAACAAGUUCACGUAAAUGUGGAGCCGGGCAGAACAAGUGAAGUCCCUAGACAUGGGAAGUCGGACUGGGGUUAACGUGGCCAUUCUCAACAAAUUCAUACAGUUAUAGGCUGGUCCUGGUUCCACCCAACAAUGUAAACUAACCAUCAAAAAAAGAUGCUGAUGUUGUGGACUAUAUGAAGCAGGAGACUUCAUGUCAUUGGAGGCUGCCAUUAAAAACCUCAGUCAAUGGACCCUGGUAUUACUUGUUACUACUCUUGUUAUUAUAUAAAAAGGCUCGUGACGUUAUUAGAGUUAUUAUUAUGACAUUAUAUCCUAAAGAAUCUUUAUGAAGACUGUUUUAAAAUGCCUCUGUCUGGGCUUUUAGAUUUAUAAAGUGGGACGUGUAUGUGGGCAAUAACGCUCCGCCCUGCCCCUCGGUUUCCCUCCCUUCCCAGAUCAUUGGCCAUUUUGUAGCUUUGCACAGCACCACCCUAUGGCCAUUCCACGAACUACACCCAGUGCACUACACUACAUAAAAAGUUGCCUGAAGUACGUCCGUCUUCCUUGUAUGUAUUUAUUUAGCCGUCUUCUACGUGAUAAACAAAGUAUUUUAUGAUAAUUGUGACCAUUUUACAUGUGAUGAACUUAAUAUUCAGGUUUGAGGGAAAAUGAACAUUUGCAUACGAGUAUGAAACUCGAAAUAUUUUGACUAAACUGACAUUUUAGAAGAUUAACUUAUUUUCGGUUUUAAAAGGCAUAUCCUGGAACUCUUGGUGACCACAUUUGAUGGUCUUGGUCAGUUUUGGACAUACACACAGAGGCCAACAUGUUACUAAAUAUUUGGGUUUCGUCAUAUUCUUGUUGAAUCUUUGGACGUGUGCUUAAAUCAGUCUGUGAAAGGUUUCUGAAAAUGCUUUUUAUAAACCCAGCCCACCAUUCAAGUCAGACGUGUCAAACCUUUUAGUGCUUUUAUUUCAUGAAUGUAGUGGCAUGUGUGGGAGCACACAUAGUUCUAAUUUUAAACUGUUUCUGAAACCAGUGAUUUAUUUCAUUACACAAAGUCAAGAUUAAUGAUUUUACUUUUUGACAUGUUCUGCAAUCUUCAAUGGGUUUUUGGCCAAUUUUUAUUGACUUUAUUCAUCCUCGUGUUAGUAUUAUUUAUUGAAAGCUGCUUAUUUUUGACGAAGGAUGACAGAAGCCAAAGUUGAUCACUGUUAAAGUUGUUUCAUUGUUAUUACCAUAAAAGUAGUGUGAUGUUAUGUAACUUUUCUUUCCUACAUUCAAAUGUUAAAACAGCAAAUUUGUCCAAUCAGCAAAUUUGUCCAAUCCUUGGAAAAAUGGAGAAACCUUUAAAAAUUGUUAUCAUUCUGUAAAAUUUAGACCUGUUUUUCAGAAAUAUUUAUUUGUAAUACCUCAGAUUAGACAAACAUAAAUGUUUAAAAUAAAUAAAAGUAAGUUUAGGGAUUUAAAUGGAAAAUAUUCAUGUGCAAAGAAAGACUGUGGUAAAAAAAAAUAGUAAUCACCUACAUAGAGUAAGAAAAAUGACUUCCUUCAAGUGAACUCUUGGUGAUGGAGCAGUGUCAGUUUACAGACAGGCUGAUAAUACACCCUCAAAACAAAAGACACUACUGUAUGUGUGUGUACUACUAAAGACAUGUAGUUAAAUAUACACACAGAUUAAUGAAUUGACAUUUAAAGUUGUCUUUUUUAUCUAAAUGCGUAACAUUCUUAAAGUCAGCUUCUGUGGCACUUGUUGACCAGAACUUGUGUUCUUGCCAUCUGCUCACUCUUGCUUUCUUUUCUAAAGUAGUAAACAGCACCCACCCUCCCCUCUCUCAUUACUUAUGUAAAACUGCUGCAAUGUCAUUCCAUUGCUUUGACUGCUGCAAUGCCUCUCUCACCCACUGUGACUGAAAAAUGCAGCCUGGGGCUUUGAAUUGGAAAAGCCUGAUGACUGCCAUUCUUUCUCUAUCUUGACCAGAGCUUUCUCUUGAUGGUUGGGCCAUUGUUUGCUUGUUGUGUUUGCCUGCUGGGGAAGACUCUUAGCAAGGAAAAUGACUCAGGGGUGUCAACAGCCUGUCCUCUGGUUGCUGUCAAUGUCCCCCACUCUCCCUCCCCCCUCCGUUUGACUGGUGUGGAUAGUGUUGUUAGCACCUGAAGGCCUUUGUGUGACUUAAAGGCUUGAUUUGAUUUCUGACUGCCAGGAAACUGUGUGUGUGUUUGUUUGACAAGUUGUUUUCCUCAAAAAACUUGUGUUUUGUGUGUGUGUUCCAUUUGUGUGUGGAUGGGCUAAUUUGUGGACAAAAUCUAAUUUAACUGUCUGUGUGAAAAUUGAUUCACUAGAUUUUUUAAAAUUCUACAUUGAUUGUUUUUUUAGGCCUAAAUAUUUUUUCUACACAAUUACGCAGAUCAAAAUCUCAGUGACAAACCUGCUUGUUUACACUGCUGAAUUUGGAUGGGUAAAAGUUUGAAAGAUGUCAUUGACAAACCUAAGCACAUUAAAGUCUCCUUUAGGUGAAUAAGCUUACAGUCUAAUACACACUUGCGUAUCCACUUGGACACACCUAAGUCUACAUCCUGUGUAUCGUUAUCCGUGAUCCAAACAGCUGCAUUGCCAGAGGAGGGGCUUAUAGCUGUAAAGCCAUUGAUUUAGGGGUCUGAUAAUGGGCCCCACAUAUACAUGUUGGAUGGAUGUAGCCUUUCAAAGUCAAACAGUCAUCACAGACCCACUGACCUGAGCAGCUCCCUUCUUAGAGAUGAUGUAACUUUUAAAAUGUCCUUAUUUAGCUGCACUCCAUAGCCACCAAUGUGAAAUGUAGACUGUACGUUAUAAUCUUACUUCUCUUUGCCCCUUCUCCCAAGCAGAAAAAACACAUUGUAUGACUGAAAAAAACUUUGGGUUAGCUUUAAGAGUCCUUUCUCAUACACUGUUAUCUAAAGGCGACUUUCACCAAACUGACGUCUUUGUUUUGUUCCAUGGAGAAAAGGAAAGCGCAGAGGGUUUGAAAUUGUGCUUCUGUCAAAGAUAAAUGACAGCAAACAAUAUUUGUCUGUGCAAAUCAGACACAUGUUUAAAGCAAGCACACAUUCUAAAGCAUAGCAGUAUAUUACUACAUUUUUAGGCUGUAUGUUGGGGGUUGUGUGAGUUAAUACUAAGGGGUAGUUAUUCUGGAGACAAUAUUGACUGUGUGUUUUGUUAAUUAAAGGACAUUUCCUUAAGAUCUUUGUGACUAUACUGUGGUAACGUUUAAACUGUAUGUGCAAUAUCGACUUAAAGAGUACUUUGAUAUUAAAGUCAACAUGCACCCUCCCCCACCCGCCACCCUACUCCAUGCUUCUUUUACGUCUUCUGUAAAUAAGAAAAACUUUACAAGGCUCUAAAUCUAUUUAUACUACAUGGAAGUUGUUCAGGUGUAUUACAGAGAGACAUA